CAGCUUCAGUCAUAUUUAGUUCACAUUUCAAUCUACCAAAAUGUCAAAUGCAACGCUUGUUGAAAUCAAUGAAAAGUUCGGCGGAACUUGGAAACUGGACAGAAGUGAACAUUUUGCGGAUUUUCUCAAAGAAGUUGGAGUUAACAUUGUCGUGAGAAAGAUGGCCAGCCUCGCAAAACCUUCCUCAACAUUAUCUGUAGAAGAUGACGUCAUCACUAUCACACUCAACGCUGGGUUCAUGACGAAGUGUGAUAAAUUUAAACUUGAAGAAGAAUAUGACACUGAUUUCCAAGGAGAUAAGGCAAAGGGCAUUGCAAGCUACACGGAGGGAAAUUUGGUUAUCAAGAAUACACCGAUAGGAGACAAUAUGAAACCGACAACUGCUACCAGAGAACUGCUGGAAGAUGGCGAAAUGCUCAUGACAAUGUGCGUUGGCGACGUUGUGUGCAAGAGAUGGUUCAAGAAACAGCCGUAGGUCUGCAGGCUCUCCCUUACAUUCAUUUCGGACGAUUUUGUCCGAGUGUACCCACCGGAAUUGACCGGAAAUACACGAUCUUAUACGGAAACUUUCAGUGUUUUGUACACGUGCAAUCAACUCUUAUAUUGUUAUGUCGAGGUAAAAAAUAUAAUAAUUUUUGGCCGUGCAUUGAAUAUAAACAGACUUCAUCGGAUUCCAUAAAAAGAGCGAAAAUAAAUGACAGUAAUCAAA
This is a messenger RNA of Mya arenaria, 709 nucleotides long. Its product is annotated as myelin P2 protein-like. Bases 41 to 475 code for a protein of 144 amino acids. Gene Ontology annotation, cellular component: nucleus; cytosol. Gene Ontology annotation, molecular function: fatty acid binding. The transcript has 4 exons. The record is from RefSeq and is a predicted model, not a curated record. Lineage: Eukaryota; Metazoa; Mollusca; Bivalvia; Myida; Myidae. Gene Ontology annotation, biological process: fatty acid transport.